Messenger RNA from Tuber aestivum (summer truffle), 940 nucleotides. Lineage: Eukaryota; Fungi; Ascomycota; Pezizomycetes; Pezizales; Tuberaceae. The record is from the annotation of a GenBank genome assembly.
AGCCUUCCCUACUCCGCGACCGCCCACACAGCCUACUCCGCCGCAACCUUUUACGACACCCACCGCCCCACCUACCUGGUAGUCUAACAAUUGUAACCCGCCUACUAGCCACCACUAACCUCCUCAACAAACCCCACGCCCCAGUCCUAUAUCUCACAGCCGGCACUAGCAAAUUCACCACUCUCCUCUCCGCACAGCCAGAAUGCUACCGCGUAACAGCGGUGGACCCACACCCGGACAUGCGCCGCUGCCUCGAAUCAAAGUCCCUCCCGAACGUCACGGUCCUCGAUGGCAUGGCCGAGAGCAUCCCACUGCCCGACGCCUCCGUCGAGGUCGUCUUCGUCGCACAGGCAUUCCACUGGUUCGCCACUGUCCCCGCGCUGCGCGAGAUAGCGCGCGUGCUGAAGCCCGCGGGGUGGCUGGCGCUGGUAUGGAACGUGGAGGAUUAUAGCCAGACGUGCGGGUACGCUGUGGGUACGGGAUGGGAAGCGCGCCUGCGAGAGUUGAAUUGGAGGGUCGCGGGGGAGGACGGAGUGGUUAGGUAUAAGGAUUAUUUGUGGCAGCGGGUCUCUGAAGAGGAAGGGGAGGUGAAGCGGGGCCUGUUUGGCGGACUGCAGGAGUGGAAGGAGGAGUGGAGGGUUUGGAUAGGCGCUGAGGAGCUGUGGAGCAGGAUUGAGACGUUGAGUCACUUUGCAAAUCUGGAGCCGGAGGAGGGGGUUAAAGCUGUUAAGGGGGAGUUUGAUGAGAUUAUGAAGGGCGUGAGGGGGCAGGAAAGAGAUGGAGAGGGGAGGGUCGAGGUCAGCGGGAUUGUACAUGCUGCUUGGGCGAGGAAGUUGUGAGUGGUGUUUGGUGUAUAUAGAUAGAUAGACGGAGGAGCCGGGCUUAACCUGGCGUCCGCCGGUCAAUAAGUUAUACACGGAGGCCACCUCACUCUAACCAG